Galendromus occidentalis (western predatory mite) is the source of this 494-nucleotide messenger RNA. RefSeq lists its product as uncharacterized. The coding region runs from base 95 to 397 and encodes 100 amino acids. The record is from RefSeq and is a predicted model, not a curated record. NCBI's taxonomy places the organism in Eukaryota, Metazoa, Arthropoda, Arachnida, Mesostigmata, Phytoseiidae. The transcript is spliced from 2 exons.
UUUCGGCUUCGACGAAUCGUACGCGCCUGUGCCGAGUCGUCAUCAUUGCUAGUUCGGAAUACUGAGCGAAGCGGUGGCGGCCAAAGGGUUCAGAAUGAGAGCUUCAAUCGCGGCUGUGUGCUCGGUUCUCCUCGCGGUAUCUCAUAUGUGCAACUGCCAGCUCUCGAAAUUAUCUCAAGCGGUCGCCGAUUGCGGCUCAGACCUAAAGUUGACCCCGGAAGUCACAACGAAGAUAACCGAUACGAUUGGCAAACAUCUCGCCCAGUUGAAACAAGAUUCCCAGCUGGCUCAAGUUGGAGCAGCGAUCGAGAGAGACGUCCGGAAUCUUCUGAAUGGCGCGGGAGUGGCCGAUAAGUACUCGGCGUUCGAGGCCUGCGUAGCGAAGAAGGUUUCUUGAGGCCACUAGGGACGGAAUGGGAAUGUUGCGGGCUAGAAUUCCUACGAACGAAUUCCGGAGGGGUCGCUUGAAGGGGACGAAUGAUGGAGGCCAUCAU